Manihot esculenta (cassava) is the source of this 758-nucleotide messenger RNA. Its product is annotated as ubiquinone biosynthesis O-methyltransferase, mitochondrial-like. The transcript is spliced from 4 exons. Bases 127 to 522 code for a protein of 131 amino acids. NCBI's taxonomy places the organism in Eukaryota, Viridiplantae, Streptophyta, Magnoliopsida, Malpighiales, Euphorbiaceae. The record is from RefSeq and is a predicted model, not a curated record.
CUCAGAAUUGGAAGGGCAAAUGGAGUGUAUGCACUGAGAGAGAAAGAGGUAAGGAAGAAGAUAAGUAACAGGUUCUCCUCUAUAAUACAAGUUUCGCAGUUUUCUCUGCUAUUGGACAGCACGGCCAUGGCGUCAAAGCUGCUGAUGGGAGCAAUUCGAUAUCCUAAUCGAUUCUUCAAUGCCACCGGAAAAUUCUUCUCUUACCGACCAAUGUCAACUACUCCUCCUUCAUCACCGCUUGGUAAUGGCAAGACUGUCGACGAGAAAUCACAACAUAAGUUAUCUUUGAAUGAUGACACGCUUGCUAAAUUCUCCGCCAUUGCAGACACUUGUUGGGAUCCUGAAGGACCAUAUAAACCAGUGCAUGCGAUGAAUCCAAAUAGACUUGCUUUUAUCCGCUCCACACUUUGUCAACAUUUCAGGAAGGAUCCACAGAUGGCUAGGCCUUUUGAAGGACUAAGCAUUGUUGAUGUUGGCUGUGGUGGAGGACGUCUUUCUGAGCUCGAAUGGGAGCAACUGUAACAGGCAUCGAUGCUUUGGAGAAAAAUAUCAAGAUGGCCCGCCUUCAUGCUGUAUGCUCAUUUCACAUCCUAAACUUCUCAAUGCAAAUGUGUUAUCAGCUAAACUUGCAUCAUCUCUGUUUCUAAAAGGAUACUGUAAUAUUUUUUCUAACAACUUAUCUGUUGUCCACAUAGUUCUUCACUGAUUAUUAUUCAUGGCUAGGACAUAGAUUUGGAUGCUCAUUGCUUAUUGGAUAC